AUGCCUCGCUUGGCUGACAGUCACCAUCACCGAGGAAGCGAAUCUAGUGAUGAUGGUUUCGAGCAUGAGAAAAGUAGGGGUAAGUGAUCCGAGGUCUCGAUGGUUUAGUUGUCGUCGCUCAUACUCUCAGAACGCCAUUAUACGUUAUGGCCUACAGUAUCUCAAGCUAACAGGGCAGAUACAGAUGGCAUAAAGAUAAUCGAAAUAGAGGACGAUGCCAUGUCACAAUAUCCAAGAAAAACAAUAUCUUGGGAAGCUGGGGACCCAGAAAAUCCGUAUAAUUGGACAAACGUAGGUAUCUACUUGCCUUACUUUAUCGUUCCUCGUUAAUCGGUUUGGACAUAGAAAAAAAAGACAUACAUAGUUAUUGUUGGGGCUCUCUCUGUCAUCAAUAGCACAUUGGGCUCAUCCUUACCAUCGAAUGCUAUCCCAUUCAUCAGCAAAGCAUUCCACAUCACAUCUUCCUACGCUCAGAUUCUCCCUAUAUCCAUGUAUCUUUUUGGUUACAUUGUUGGACCUCUUGUUUUUGGUCCUCUGUCGGAAAGUUGCGGUCGCAGAUACAUCAUGAGUACAUCGUUUGUUGCUUUUACAAUAUUCACCCUGGGUUGUGCAGUAGCACCAACCUGGGAGGCCUUACUGUUUAACAGACUACUUGCCGGAGUAACGGCCAGUAGUCCUGUUGCGGUUACUGGGGGAAUCUUUGCAGAUAUUUACGCAGAUCCAGUUGCUAGAGGUAGAGCAAUGGCCGCUUUUAUUGGUGUAAGUUUCCCGCAAAGUACAUCCACAUCCAGAUAGUAUCCUAACGGACUAGGCAGCUUGUGUUGGACCUCUCAUCGCACCUCCACUUUCAGGCUUCAUCUCGCCCGCACUCGGUUGGCGCUGGACCUUUUGGGUAGGCUUUGUUUUCGCCUGUGUUACCCUCGCUCCCGUCCUCUUGCUCCCGGAGACCUACGGCCCUGUUCUCCUCGCUCGCCGCGCCGCAAGACUCCGAAAAGAAACAGGAAGCCCUGACAUCGUUGCUCCCUUCGACCUUGGAAAAGAAAAGUUUCAAAUAAAUGGCAACAGUAACACUCGCCCGACCACUGCGAAUGAUGGUCUCGGAACUUAUCGUUCUGGCAACAUGUCUCUAUCUAAGUCUCGCCUACGGAAUUUUCUACAUGUACUUUGUGCCUACCCCAUCGUCUUUCAAGGAAUCUACAAACAAAGUCCCGGGGUCUCAGGACUGACGUUCCUCCCCAUCGGCGUCGGAACCAUCGGUGCAACCAUCCUGUUCCUCUCCUAUGAUUCCACGCUUCGAAAAGCACAAGCCUUGAAGAAACCCUGGACGCAGAAAGAAGAAUCUCGACGUCUCCCCCUUGCAUGUGUGGGUGGCCCGCUCUUCGUCGUUGGUCUAUUCUGGCUAGGUUGGACGGCAAAGCCCCAAAUCCCUUACUAUGUCCCCAUGUUGGCGGGUAUCCCAUCCGGAAUGGGCUUUGUGCUUAUCUUCAUGGCGCUUCUCAAUUACUUGGCGGAUGCGUAUGAGAUUUAUGCGGCGAGUGCUAUGGCUGCUGCGUCUUGUGCUAGGAGUGUGGCCGGGGCGCUGUUGCCAUUUGCUGCGGAGCCGAUGUAUAGACGUCUGGGGGUACAGUGGGCUACCAGUGUACUUGCAUUUUUGAGUUUGGCCGUGUGUGCUAUUCCUUGGGUGUUUUUGUGGAAGGGGGAUACCAUUAGGGAGGGGAGUAAGUUUUGUCGGGCCUUGAAGGAGAAGAGGGAGAGAGAGGCGAUGGAACAGGGUAAGUAG
Hymenoscyphus albidus is the source of this 1780-nucleotide messenger RNA. Lineage: Eukaryota; Fungi; Ascomycota; Leotiomycetes; Helotiales; Helotiaceae. The record is from the annotation of a GenBank genome assembly.